AUGGCGGAGACGCCGACGACGGCGUCGGAGAUCAACACCGAGAUCAGCACUGCGCCGUUACUCACUCAGCAGAGCACACACGAGUCACUGUUUGGAGGAGCUAGAACCUUAACGACACUCUCCAUUUUCUUCGGUCUUUUGUCUGGGCCUCGUGGAGACUCGUUGAAAGUGCGCGAGAGUGCAGCGCAGCAGUUGGAGAACUGGCGAGAUGAUUGGGGCUACUCGUUGCCGGUUGUUGCUAUAGACACGACGUGGAAUCUUGCCGUCGUGGUGGUUUCGAUAGCUAUGCUGUUUUGGACUGCGCGGGAACAGCCGAAUAUGCCGGUUAGGGCUUGGAUCUGCGUUUACGCGCUGCAAUGUGUGAUGCAUGUAGUCCUGGUGUUGCUGGACUAUAGAAGGAGGAAUCGGAGGGCAGCGACGGCUAGCAGUGAUCCGAGCGAUAGAGAUCGAAUCAGCUUUAGGAAUUCCAGCGGUUCUGAUGUAACGAGUGCUGAGAAAAUAUGGGAAACUUUUAAUAAGAUUUUCCAAUAUCUGUGGUGGCUGGUUGCCUUCUGUUGGCUGAUCCCCAAUUUUGAAAUGCAUAGUGCUCCACAUCUGUUCUGGUUGACUCUGACAUUCAUGGUUAUUGACGUGUUCUUGGCUGCCAUUGGUUUUCUUCUUAAGGGAGUGAUAACAGGGCUUGCUGUUUCUUUUUGCUUACCUUGCGUCUUGUCCUUUCUUGAUUUCAUGGGUUGCCAGGGAGGUGCAUCAGAAGCAGAGAUCAGUGUCCUUCCUAAAUACAGAUUUGUAGUGCACGCUGAUGAUGGGGGUAGAAUGGUCCCUUUUGAAACAAAUGAUCCGGAUUUUUCUCGUGUACAUGUUCUUCCACUCGAGGAAGAGGAUUGCUGUAUAUGUCUGUAUCCAUAUGAAGAUGGAACAAAGCUUCAUUUGCUUCCAUGCAACCAUCACUUUCAUGUGAAAUGCAUCCUCAAAUGGCUCAAGAUUACUACCACGUGUCCACUCUGCAGUCACACCAUCUGCCAACGUCUGACUAGAAAAAUUACACUCAUACCCUCUAUUUGCUUUCUUCCCAACCUAAAAGAGAUACCAACAAGGAAAAUUGGCCGCCAACAUCGACAGCUCUCCAUCGCAUCUCCAUCGCCGACGUCCCUUCCUCAGUCCGACUAUCGACCACCAUCCCUCCGUUCGAGCUCCAGCGAGCAAGCAUCGAUUUCUGCACCAAUAGUUCCGAUUCUGAUAAGAUCGUCACAGUUGUCGGAUAUCCGACGACCAUUCUCCUUCUCCGCCACCACUAAUGAACCUUCGUUGCUUCUCCUUAUUCUCUGAUGUUGGAGACGAAGAAGGCGGUGGAAGGGUUCGGGUUUUUCUUCCCCUUUACUGCCCUGGUUCACCCCACCUCUCCAUAUUCUCUAAUGUCGGAGGCGAAGAUCGGAGAUAUAUGUUCUUUAAUAUUUACUCCCCUGUUCAUCACACAUACGAUCAGAUUCUAAGGGGAGGGGACUGAUCAUGGAUUGAAGGAUUUCUUGGAACUACCAGCUACAAACGCACAUAAGGGUGUAAUCCCCUGUUCGCUAAACACAUAUACAUACACGGAGACAUGUGAGAAUAAAAGGAAGGGUUCUUGAUUUCCUGCACAGAAAAAGGGACUUGCUUCUUCAGUUCUUUCUGUAUCGGUUCUUUGUGGGUGUUGGAAGAAUACACCGAACAAACUAUUGAUCGAUUUAGAUCGGAAGGAGGAGGUCACAGCUAGACUUACGAAGACAUAGAAAAAUACUCUGGGAAGCAUUAAUUAAAUCAUAUGGAUUGAUACAUACUUGUUCAAAGUUGUCUUCAAAUUUUGGGGUUUGUUAAAAUUUUUUGGUUUGUUAAUGUGUUUAUCCAGAUUUAGGCUACGUGGUAUCACGAGUGGGUUAUAUGCGAAAAGAAAGCCACGUAGACUUUUUACUAUUUCACAACCAACCCACCAGAUUGUGGAAAUGAUGUUCACCGGUGGGUUGGUGGUGAUGAGGCAAAAGGAAGAGAGAGAUAAAGAGGGACGAUGAUGCUACCAAUAUUCUAUUGGCUGUCUUCUUCCGUAUUCACAAAGACGUCACACCCAAACCACCAGGGCUGGGGCGGUGUUCAUGCGUCCUUGGCCCCUCCACCUUAGCUUUUCACGUGUGAAGAGGUAUCCACUCCGGAUAGCCUUAUAUGGAUUUGUUCAAAACAAUGGUGUAAUUGCCUUAUAUGGAUUUGUUCAAAACAAUGGUGUAAUUGGUAGCGGAGAAAGAGAAAGGUGGGCCUGCUUUAUUUAUAAUUACAUUAAUAUUAAAAUAAAGGGUAAAUUACAUGGAUGGCCAUGUGUACUGUGAUAUGCGAUUGAAAAUGCCCCACUGUUUUUUUUUAACCCUGCGUUGAUUUCCCAGCUCAAGAGUCAAGAGUCCCAAAGUGGGCUUCAUACUUGUUAAAAUGGACUGUUGAAUUCUCUUCGUGGGCUGCUAGAAAAUAUGGAAGUUGGGCUGUUAUAUGGGCUGCCAUGGCAGCUUUCUGCACUUCUGUUCAAGAGCCAAAAAAACAUAUCAAAACUUGUCCGAAUUUAUUUAUUUUCUGUAAGAUUGAAGAUCAACUAUUUGGGAAGACGUCCAUAAAAUUUCAGUUAAAUUGGACAACGUUUGCCCCUCCGUCUGAUCUUUUGAAAUAAGUCGUGC
Molecule: messenger RNA, 2687 nt
Organism: Lactuca virosa
Lineage: Eukaryota; Viridiplantae; Streptophyta; Magnoliopsida; Asterales; Asteraceae
Source: the annotation of a GenBank genome assembly